Messenger RNA from Hemiscyllium ocellatum (epaulette shark), 2700 nucleotides. RefSeq names its product corticotropin-releasing factor receptor 2-like. Gene Ontology annotation, cellular component: axon terminus; dendrite; plasma membrane. Gene Ontology annotation, molecular function: corticotrophin-releasing factor receptor activity; peptide hormone binding; corticotropin-releasing hormone receptor activity. Gene Ontology annotation, biological process: adenylate cyclase-modulating G protein-coupled receptor signaling pathway; long-term synaptic potentiation; cell surface receptor signaling pathway. Bases 517 to 1767 code for a protein of 416 amino acids. The transcript is spliced from 13 exons. The record is from RefSeq and is a predicted model, not a curated record. NCBI's taxonomy places the organism in Eukaryota, Metazoa, Chordata, Chondrichthyes, Orectolobiformes, Hemiscylliidae.
ACAACACACAAAACCGAGCCAUAGCAACACACCGUGGGCAGAGUGAUGUCAAACUAAUCCAAACCCAUCUGAAGGGUUCCAUUUGGAAAGGCACUCGUCCGGACCGGGAAUUCGCUGGAGGAUACGCUUAAACACUCGGUUCCCGAUCCUCGAACAAGGGAGAGAGAGAGAGAGAGAGAGAAUAAAGGAGGGAGGGCGGCCGUGGAUUUGGGAGAGAUGGUCUUGCAAGAUUAAAGAAGGCUGCUCGCUUUUAAAAGGUCAGCCAGGAAAAGUUACAGUUGUACAUGCAAUUAACACAACAACAAAAAACUUGCAGGAGCCUGAGGGUUGAUUUAAAUCUCUCUCUCUCACACACACACACACACACAGACACAAACACACGUCCCAGGAUCUGGCUCGGACUUCGCUCAUCUGACCAGGAAUUCAUAAAAACUCAAAGCCCGGCGACAGACAGAACGAAAACCCUUCCAACGGGGCAUGGGGCAAGUAAAGGGAGCUGGUAACACUGAGUAAACCAUGGGUCUGCAGAGGGCGAUUUUCUGGACUUUACUGUUUCAUAUCAUCUUGCCCUGUGUUUCAUCAUUGCUUUCAGCUCUGCUAGAACAGUACUGUGAGGCCUUAUCAUCUUUAUACAAUAUUACAGGUAUUUACUGUAAUUCAACAACCGAUCAGAUAGGAACUUGCUGGCCGAGGACACGAGCAGGACAGCUUGUAGCGAGACCUUGCCCCGAGUAUUUCAAUGGGGUUAAAUACAACACCACAAGAAGUGUGUACAGAGAAUGUACCGGAAAUGGAACAUGGGCCUCUAGAAUCAAUUACUCCCACUGUGAGCCCAUCUUAGAGGAGAAGAGGAAAUAUCAACUCCACUACAAGAUUGCACUGAUUAUCAACUAUCUGGGUCAUUGCAUCUCGGUUGGAGCCCUCAUAGUCGCAUUUAUCCUUUUCCUUUGUCUGAGAAGCAUCAGAUGCCUUCGGAACAUUAUUCAUUGGAACUUGAUAACCACGUUCAUACUGAGGAAUGUCAUGUGGUUCCUGUUGCAAAUGAUCGACCACCAGAUACACGAGAACAAUGAGCCAUGGUGCCGUCUUAUCACAACUAUCUUCAACUAUUUUGUGGUGACUAAUUUCUUCUGGAUGUUUGUCGAAGGGUGCUAUCUCCACACAGCUAUAGUGAUGACCUACUCUACAGACAAACUGCGCAAAUGGAUAUUCCUGUUCAUUGGAUGGUGUAUACCCUGUCCUAUCAUUGUCGCCUGGGCCAUAGGCAAAUUAUAUUAUGAAAAUGAACAAUGCUGGUUUGGAAAAGUACCAGGGAAAUAUAUGGACUAUGUCUAUCAGGGGCCAGUGAUACUCGUACUGCUGGUUAACUUUGUCUUUCUCUUCAACAUUGUGAGGAUCCUGAUGACUAAGCUGAGGGCAUCGACCACAUCAGAGACAAUGCAGUACAGGAAAGCAGUGAAGGCAACUUUGGUUCUGUUACCUCUUCUUGGCAUCACUUACAUGUUGUUCUUCGUCAACCCAGGCGAAGAUGACAUCUCACAAAUUGUUUUCAUCUACUUUAAUUCAUUUCUGCAAUCCUUUCAGGGUUUCUUUGUCUCUGUGUUUUACUGCUUCCUGAAUGGUGAGGUACGUUCUGCUGCAAGGAAGAGAUUGCAUCGAUGGCAAGACAAUCAUACCCUUCGAGUUCGGGUUGCCCGGGCUAUGUCAAUACCAACCUCACCCACAAGAAUUAGUUUUCACAGCAUAAAACAGACAACUGGUGUCUGACUCCAGGAGACUGAGCAUUCGUUUCUUUGAAUUUUUCACAAUGUUUUCCUUCAAUAUUGAAGUAAUUUGUUUAUGGAUUGCUGUGCACAUUUGAAACAAGCAACGGUGAACAGGAGAAGCCGAAGAUGAAAGGCCCAUCACAACAAAAUGAAACUGUACUCUAGGAGUGGAUCAAGCUUUAAUUUUCCUUCAAACAGCCAGCAUCAAAAUGGAAAAGUAGGAAGUGUGAGUCUGCAUUAAUCUCGAUCAUGUGGGGAACUGAGAUGCUGUUUGCAGCUCACUUAACUUUUGUCUGCAGUCAAAGUUUGGCAUGGGGGAAUGUCACAACUUCAAGGCAAGAAUAAAAGUUGUUUCAGAGCCUUAUUCCAAGGCUUUCAUCUUCUAUCCCCAAUCUCUUGUACAAAUACCAAAUUUCCUUCUGGAAAACUGCUUUGAAUUGUCAUAUGGGAAUCUGUAAAAUAAGAAGUCAGAAAAUAACAAAUGUUGGGACUUCCAAUAUCGCUAAGAAGACCUUUCAAGGUUCAAAACAUCAACCUAACUUGAAAGAAGUUUUGAUGGAAUGAAGGUCUGUUCCAAGCCCCACACCUUACAACCAAGUCUAUCUGUGCUGUCUAUCGCUGUAGUAAACCUCAUAUGUAGAAAGGACAUCUAAUUUGUCAAAUGUAUCCAGCAGUGACACACACAACAGAACUCUGUCUGAUAUCUAUGGAGCUAAAACAAUUUUAAGUUAAAUCACUGGUCCAGAAUCCGUGUAAAUUGAAAAUGAAUGGAUCAUUAGGUUCUGUGAAUCAAGAAAGAAGUCACUCUGUUUAUUCCGCAGUGCUAACUAGAACAUAUCUCACUCAAACAAUAGAAACGAAGGCAGACAAUUUCUAACCUAUUUAAUGAGUUUUAUUUUGCUGAAUAGUGAAAUAUUAUAGACCAUGGUUGUUU